Messenger RNA from Ceratosolen solmsi marchali, 1410 nucleotides. Its product is annotated as protein AAR2 homolog. Bases 233 to 1375 code for a protein of 380 amino acids. The transcript is spliced from 5 exons. The record is from RefSeq and is a predicted model, not a curated record. NCBI's taxonomy places the organism in Eukaryota, Metazoa, Arthropoda, Insecta, Hymenoptera, Agaonidae. Gene Ontology annotation, biological process: spliceosomal tri-snRNP complex assembly.
GUUUAUCAAACACUUGUGAAAGCAAAAGUGGUGAAAGUGAGGAACUAAUCUAAAUCAAUGAUAAAUUAUUCAAGGUUAAUAUCAAGUAUUUUAUAACAAUAUAAUAAGCUUUAGCAUUAAGAUUGUGGAUAUUUUAAAGUGAAGUUGGUAGUCGGUAUUCGAGCAUCGAACGAAAUUAAUAAAAUCACUAGUUUAAAUAAUCAAAUAGGCGGAGAGUUAUAAUAUAUCGAUAAUGGCGAGCAGUAGUAUUGAAAUGGAGCCAAACCUUGCAAAGCAGUUAUUAGUCGAAGGGGGCACAUUUAUUGUUCUUGAUGUGCCAAUUGGGACCGAGUUUGGCAUUGACAUUAAAUCGUGGAACAGUGAUGAUAAUUUUAAAGGUAUUAAAAUGAUCCCACCAGGGUUCCAUUUCAUUCAUUACAGUGCUGUGGACCAAUAUGGAGAAUCAGCACCAAGAAUUGGAUUCUUUCAUAAUUUCAAUAAAAGUGAUUUCAUUGUGAAACGAUGGGACGCCAGCCUUGAAAGUAUCAGUUCCGAAUCUGUUUCAGAAGAGACUGUUCAGAGAUUGAAAGAAAACUUGAAGGAGCUAGAUAGAUUUUUAGGUGCCUAUCCUUUUGAUAUAUGGAAGCAAUGGAAAGAUCUUACGAAUAAAAUAGAUAGUUCAAUAGCGGAAAGAUGUGCUCCGCAGUGUGGGUUCGUUAAUUCUGCGUUGGAAUUAGUGAAUUAUGACGAUGCGUCUAGGCCGAGAGGCUCCGAGACUUCUAAGAAAAGAAAGCGUCAAAUUGGUCUUACCGUUGAAGAGAAAGAGGAGCAAUUAUUACCGGAUCUGAAGCCAAAGCCUGGAACCGAGCUUAGGUUAACCGAAUUACCAGAAAAGUUCUAUCCUGAUAAUGCUACGCCAUCUGAAAUCACAAGACAUUCUUUAGAUUCAAGCUACGCCUUGAAUACGCUUCUCGACAAAUUGAAUAACCCAAUGGAAGUAAUUGGUGAAUUACAAUUGUCCUUCGUAUGCUUCUUAUCCGGACAAAGCCUAGAGUCGUUUGAGCACUGGAAGAAACUGUUAUCCUUAAUUUGCACAGCUGAUUCAUUAAUACCCACACGGCGAGCUAUAUACGUUGAAUUUAUGAACACGUUGGAUAUUCAAUUGCUAUAUGUACCGGAAGAGCUUCUUUGUGAUAUUGUAGCUAGUAAUAAUUUUGUUUACCACAAUCUUCGAAAGUUAUUUGCCAAUAUCGAAUCCAAUGUUGAUGUGGACGAUCGAUUAAAAUCCUUAGCCGUUAGAAUGAAGAACAGGCUCACUAAAAAGUUUUUAUGGGAUUUCAAAUAUUUGCAGCAAGAAGAAGACGACGAAGCACCCGUUAUAGUGUUCUUAGAUUAAUUACAUAAAUAUAUUUAUUUUUAUUUAUCCGAUUA